AUGCGACCGUAUGCGAUAUGUUUUGACAAUCGAAAAGCCACUUAUGGAGAGAAGUACGUAUCCAUGGUGGUCGACAUUGAUGUCAACUGGGAGAAUCCAUCGGAAUCUGAAAAGAAAGUCCUGGACUAUUUGCGCAACCGCGCUUUCUCCGGUAUGCAGAUUCCACCUAUGAAGCGCGAGUACAUCGAGGGUUGGAGGGCCAUUGAUGUGAGUGAAACAAGUAGCCUGUUUACACACUUUUUUUUUGCUCGCACACCUUGUAAAUGUCAUUUGGUACAGGUUUUUCUUUGUAUCAUUACAUGUGAUCGUAACGUAGACAUAAAAACACUCUUCAACUGUAAUCUAUCGGUUCAAAACCCCGUGUUAACUAUGUGUGUAUAUUAUAUAAUUUCGUAUAUAUUCUUCUAA
Messenger RNA from Echinostoma caproni, 408 nucleotides. NCBI's taxonomy places the organism in Eukaryota, Metazoa, Platyhelminthes, Trematoda, Plagiorchiida, Echinostomatidae. The record is from the annotation of a GenBank genome assembly.